Molecule: messenger RNA, 2417 nt
Organism: Carassius auratus (goldfish)
Lineage: Eukaryota; Metazoa; Chordata; Actinopteri; Cypriniformes; Cyprinidae
Product: E3 ubiquitin-protein ligase LNX-like
Exons: 10
Coding region: 28-1995 (655 amino acids)
Biological process (GO): ubiquitin-dependent protein catabolic process
Cellular component (GO): cytoplasm
Molecular function (GO): ubiquitin-protein transferase activity; protein binding
Source: RefSeq, a predicted model, not a curated record
GACUCAAGACCCUGGAGAGAGAGGGUCAUGAAGGCUCUACUGCUGUUGGUUCUGCCCUGGCUCAGUCCAGCAAACUACACUGACAAUGUGGGCAACCUGCACAUCCUCUACUCAGAACUGUGUAAAGGAGCGUCACACUAUGGGCUCUCCGCAGAGAGAAAGCGACGUUCUCAGGAGGGAGACUGUACAGACAGCACCUCAGAGCUCACUGUGGCAGCACUGCCCGGGGAGGGAUGCCCCUCCUCUGCUAUCGCCCUCCUAUCAGACGACCCCGGCCUGGUUAAUCCCGCCUACGAGCCCAGUGUGGAAGAUAACAGCCAAUCUGGGAGCACCACCAGCCUGGCAGCACGUAGUGGUUCGAGGAAGAGUGAGUAUCGCAACUUUGACAGAACGUCAGUGCGUAGUCGCUCUUUUCGCCGCCUAAAUCGAGCCUUCAGUGUCCUGAGGAGGACCAAGAGUGGGACAGCAGUGGCCAAUGAGACCACAGAGGAGCGAGACAACCUCAGAAACACCAACAUACCACCGGAGGUAUUUGCAUUACCUCAGCUGCAUCAUCUAAUCCCUGAUGGUGAAGUCACCAGUAUUAAGAUCACCAGGGUAGAUCCUUGUGAACCACUGGCUAUCAGCAUUGUCGGGGGUAAUGAAACGCCUCUGGUUCGCAUCCUCAUUCAGGACAUCUACAGAGAGGGCGUCAUUGCUCGAGAUGGAAGACUUCUACCUGGGGAUAUGAUCCUCAAGGUCAAUGGUAUAGACAUCAGCAACGUGCCUCACUGUUAUGCCGUGGCGGCUCUGAAGCAGCCCUGCACACUGCUGCGGCUGACUGUUCUGCGAGAGCAGCGUCACCGUUACCGUUCCCAUCAUCACUCUCCCACCGAGGCCUUCCCCACCCACACCCCCACCAUCAGGGACGACAGCCUGCAUGUGGUCCUCGUUAAGAGGGCACCAGACGAACAGCUGGGCAUCAAGCUGGUGCGCAGACCUGACGAACAUGGCGUCUUUAUCUUCCACCUGCUGGAGGGAGGGCUGGCCGCCAGCGAUGGGAGGCUAAGGGUAGACGACCGCGUGCUGGCCAUCAACGGCCAUGAUCUGAGAUACGGCACCCCAGAGCAUGCAGCACUGCUUAUUCAGGCGAGUGAGGACCGCGUCCACUUCAUUGUGUCCCGCCAGACUCACAUCCCCACUCCGGACAUCCUACAGGAGGCGCCAUGGAACAUGGAGGGACCACCACCCUACUCGCCUGUGGAUAUUGAGCACUCUUUACUGGAUUCAUGUCAAAAGCCUGCAUGUUACGAGAAGACGGUGACUCUGUUGAAGGAGCCGCACGAUUCUCUCGGCAUGACGGUUGCAGGUGGGAUGAGCAGCAGGGGGUGGGAUCUUCCCGUCUACAUCACCAACGUCGACCCUAAAGGAGUGGUUGGACAAGAGGGCUCGAUCCGCAAAGGUGACAUCCUUCUAAAUGUGAAUGGGCUUGACCUGACGGGUGUGACUCGUAGUGAGGCCGUGGCUAACCUGAAGAACACCUCGUCCCCGGUGGUCCUGCGGGUACUAGAAAUGAGACCCCCAAAUGAGAGCUCCCUGGACUGCAUGCCGCCCCUGCAUUCCCCCUGCGCUCUCUCACCCUCUUCACCCGGAGAUAUCAAACUACCCCCGCCUAAUGAUGAUUACUCCCCCCUCUGGGUGUCCUGGCUCCAGCUGCCCAGGCAUCUAUAUUGCUGUAAAGACAUUGUCCUCCGUAGGAGCACGUCGGGCAGUCUGGGUUUCAGUAUUGUGGGUGGGCAAGAAGAACUCAACUGUAACCAGUCCUUCUUUAUCCGCUCUAUCGUAGAGGGCACACCGGCCUACAACGACGGGAGGAUACGCUGUGGAGACAUCCUUCUGGAGGUGAAUGCGAAGAGCACUUGGGGAAUGACGCACACGGCUCUAGUCCGCCUGCUCAAGGAGCUGAGGGGUCGGAUCACUCUUACCAUUGUUUCUUGGCCUGGAAGCCUGCUAUAGGACUACUCUGCAUGUGGGAGGGGCUUAUCACAUUGACCCUGCACUAGAGGGUGGAGCUCACACUAUAGACCUUAUAAUGACGACAACCAAAAGGGUAGAAUUGAGAAUCCGAGACUUCCUUGAAAGGUGGGGCUUAUGAUGCGGACUGUUCUCCGGAAGCAGGAAUUGACACAUGGACCUCAUUCAGGUACUAGGAGCUCAGACUCUAAACUUGAAGGCGGGGCUAAUACCAUGACUCCGCCCACAAAGCAGCACGUUUAUCACACUCCAAAACCAGGAGGAGCUUUCACAAUUGCCCUUAUGUCAAGCAUAAAGAUGAUAUGUGUGCAUGAGAUGAACAAUGUCUCGUUAAAGACAAAAGGCGGAGCUUUUAAUCUGUAUUAAAGGACUGUGAGCGUCUAAAAACACAAUUUCAGGAUGCA